AUGGCGAUUGGAACUGGGACUGCACCUGCGCUCUGCUCCUUGCUGCCACACCUGGGGCUCUUCCUGGGCCUGGCUCUGUGCUUUUCCCCCGCUGCCAAUGAUAAUGGGUCCUGCGUGGUCUUUGAUAAAGUCUACAGCUCUGACAACGUGAGAAUCAACACUACGGCUGAGGUCUCUGGUGGGAAUACAAUCUAUACAAUGACAGUCCCCGUGAACGAGUCAGUCGGUGCUGGGGAGAACAACAACCCAGAGGGCACCUGGGGUGGAGCCUAUCAGAAGUGCAGCGACAGCAGUGCCUAUGACUGGACAUCCCUAAGCAACCCGGCCUUCCGGACAACCUGGACAGCUCCUAAUUCUGAGGAUGUGACUAAAGUCAAUCUGCAGGUCUUCAUUGUCAUUAAUCGCAUGACAGCUACAGAGUCAUCUGUGAGACUGGAACAAAUAAAAUCCUCGAUCUUGACCCCAACUCCUGAGAGUUUUGAGACCAGCCGGACCACAACCAUGACUACAGCCAUGACUACAGCCAAGACCACAGCCGUAACCAUAGCCGUGACCACAGCCACAAGCCUGGCCAUCUGUACUCUCUGCAGCCCCCUGGCAGGCGCUGUUUUUCUCAUUAGUAAACUCCUCUUCUAA
Molecule: messenger RNA, 636 nt
Organism: Rattus rattus (black rat)
Lineage: Eukaryota; Metazoa; Chordata; Mammalia; Rodentia; Muridae
Gene: Plet1
Product: placenta expressed transcript 1
Biological process (GO): positive regulation of cell migration; wound healing, spreading of epidermal cells; negative regulation of cell-matrix adhesion
Cellular component (GO): apical plasma membrane; external side of plasma membrane
Source: RefSeq, a predicted model, not a curated record